Messenger RNA from Aspergillus aculeatinus CBS 121060, 2904 nucleotides. RefSeq names its product aromatic amino acid aminotransferase. Gene Ontology annotation, biological process: biosynthetic process. The coding region runs from base 1 to 2904 and encodes 967 amino acids. NCBI's taxonomy places the organism in Eukaryota, Fungi, Ascomycota, Eurotiomycetes, Eurotiales, Aspergillaceae. The record is from RefSeq and is a predicted model, not a curated record. Gene Ontology annotation, molecular function: pyridoxal phosphate binding; protein binding; transaminase activity. The transcript has 6 exons.
AUGGCAUACUCCAACCUCCAAAAGUCGCCUCCGCUCGACUUGUCGCAUCAUCUCUCGGCGGUGACCAAGAGACGCGAGAACAGUCUGGUGAAGAGCCUGUACAAGUACAUGAUUCGACCCAAUGUCGAUAAUAUGGCGGGUGGCUUGCCAAAUGCGUCAUACUUCCCCUACGAAACCCUCGAGGCCACGGUCGCCCACCCCCAGCGAUUCGCGGUGACCACACCCACAGAAAACGGAGACGCGCGGGCCACAGACCGCAUGGUCGUCCCCAAAGAAACCCCCCAGGCCAACACGCUCCACAAGAUCGAUGUCGCCACGGCCCUGCAGUAUGGCACCGCCGAGGGUCUGCCGGCGCUGGCCACGUUCGUGCGGGAGUUCGCCCGCGAGCACCUCCACCCCAAUGUCCCCUACGCGGGCGGGCCGGCGACCCUGCUCACGACGGGGGCGACCGAUGGCCUGUCCAAGGCCGUGGAGGCGUUCACCACCGCGUGGGACCCGCGGCGCGACUGGAUCAACCAGCGGGAGGGCGUGCUCUGCGAGGAGUUCGUCUUCAUGAACGCCAUCCAGACCUUCCAGCCCCGGGGCGUCAACGUCGCCACCGUCGCCAUCGACGCGGAGGGGAUGCUCGCGCACGGCAAGGGCGGGUUGGCGGAUGUGCUGGAGAACUGGGAUUUCAAGAAAGGUCGUCGCCCGCAUCUGAUGUACACCAUCACAAUCGGCCAAAAUCCCACGGGCGGGACUCUGUCGGUGGCCCGCCGGAAGGAGAUCUAUGCGCUGUGUCAGCGGUACGACAUCCUGAUCAUCGAAGACGACCCGUACUGGAACCUCCAGUACCCCUCCGCGGCGGCCACGGAGGCCCAGCACCGCGGCUCGCCCGCGGCGGUCCACCCAACCCCGCCCAACUACAACGCCCACGGCCGGUCCUCAGGUUACGCGUUCCUGGACUCGCUGGUUCCGUCGUAUCUGUCGGUGGACACGGACGGCCGCGUCGUGCGGCUGGACACCUUCUCCAAGACGAUCGCACCGGGGUGUCGGCUGGGCUGGAUCACCGCGCAGCCGGCCUUCAUCGAGCGGCUGACCCGCAUCACCGAGACGAGUACCCAGCAGCCGUCCGGGUUCGUGCAGGCCAUGGUGGCGGAGUUGAUCCUGGGUCAGCAGGCUGAUACUGACGGUAAGGGCGGUUCCUCAAAUCGCAGGGGCAAGGGCAAGGGCAGGGGCGAGCCGCGCGCCUGGCAGAUGGAUGGCUGGGUGCGGUGGCUGGAAGGGCUGCGCGCGAGCUACGAGCGGCGCAUGCGCGAUAUGUGCACGGUCCUGGAGGAGGGGAAGUACCUGGUCGACACGGACGGCGCAGAAGCAGCCGCGGAAGCAGGUGCCUGGGAGGUGCUGGAUAAGGUGCAGAUGUAUGACUUUCGGUGGCCCACCGGCGGCAUGUUCGUGUGGCUGAAGGUCAGCAUCGAGACGCAUCCCUUGCUGCAGAGGUACGGGGCCGAGCGCUUGAGCAAGGCGCUCUGGCUGCAGCUCAUGGAGAAACCGUACCUGUGUCUGAUGAGUCCCGGGGCGUUGUUCGCGCCCACCCCGGCGGCGGUCCUCCGCUCGCAGCAGUACUUCCGGCUGUGCUUCGCGGCGAUGCCCGCGGACGAGGUCGCCGGCAUUACUCGGCGGUUGGUGGACGGGUUCCGGGCGUUCUGGAAGAGGAAGGACCUGGAUGGAUUGGAGGAUGAGGAGGUCUCAUUCACGCUUUAUGCCCCACGAGAAGCAAAGCCCAACAGAAACGCUUCCCCUCAUCAAAUCUCUCUCCCCCUCACCACCUCCGAAAUCAAAUCCGCAGUCCCCUACCUAUCCUCUCCACACACCCCACCGAAGAUGCCACUCACGAACACCGACCUCGCCGAAGAAAUCGAAGCCAUCAACGCGAUCUACGACCCAGACACCAUCACAAUCUCCCGCACGGCCACCGCACCCUCCACCCUCGACCUGGGCAGCAGCAGCAGCAGCAGCAGCAGUAGCAGCAGCGAACCCAUCCCAACAACCCUCAAACUCCAAAUCCCGAACCACCCGCACCUCUCCUUCCUCCUCGGCUUCCCCGCAACCUACCCAGACACCCCCCCGCUCAUCCAAGGCACGGCCUCGACCGCCGCCCGCGGCGAAGGCAAACUCGCCGUCGACAUCCUCGCCUCCAUCCUCUCCCGAGUUUACACCGCCGGCUCGGUAUGUCUAUUCGAUCUGAUCUCCGAGGCGGAGACGGCGUUCACGGAGAUCGGCGUGGGCGGGCAGACCACCAGCACCACCACCACCAGCACCACCACUGCCACCAGCACCAGCGCCAGCGCCACGCAAGCGCACGAGAAGCCUCCCGCCACGGAAUCGACCACCACGCCCGCGACGACGCAACUGCACGAGACGUUCGGGCUCCCCGCCCCGCCGGAAUGGAUGCUCUCGGAGGUGAUCACGGAAAAGAAAUCCGUGUUCGUGGGGCGGGCGGCCCGCGUGACGAGUCUGGGCCAGGCGCGAGCGGUGCUGGAUUACCUGCUCGCGAGCGAGAAGAAGGUCGCGGCCGCGACGCAUAACAUUAGUGCGUGGAGGAUCAGGGAGAGGAAGAACCCCGGUGGGGCUGGUGGGGGUGCGGGGGAUGCUACGGGAGCAGGGGAUGUGUCGAUUGUGCAGGACUGUGAUGACGAUGGGGAGACGGCGGCUGGGGGCCGGCUGUUGCAUCUCAUGCAGUUGAUGGAUGUUUGGGAUGUGGUCGUGGUCGUGACGAGGUGGUAUGGGGGGGUGUUGUUGGGGCCGGAUCGGUUUAGGAUCAUCAAUGCGGCGGGGCGGGAUGCGUUGGUUAAGGGGGGUUUUGUGCGGGAGUCGUCCGCUGGGAAUGGGGAGGGGGGUAAGAAGAAGAAGGGGAAGAAAUGA